AUGGGUGCGUGCACCUCUCAUCGUGUGCGAAAGCAAGUGGGCUGCAUUCACCUGACGAGCCUGCCUGAUCACGAGGAAGACAUCAAAUGCAUUUGCUUCGCAUGUCUGCCGUUUUUUUUUUUUUUUGUGCUUGUGUGCGUGUGUGUGUGUGUGUGUGUGUGUGUGUGUGUGCGCGUGAUGGCGAGCAGUGGCAGUGCAGACGAGCGAUCCGGCGCCGCUUCGCGCCCAGCUAGAGCAACGGAAAAACCGAGCAAGGCUGGAGACAAACUGAGCAAGGCUGAAGACAAGCUUAAAAAUGCUGAAGCCAGGCUGGACAUCGCUGAAGCCAAGCUGGACAGCGCUGAGGAACGUGCCCAGGCGUGCAUGGCCACGGAAGAGCAAGCCAAUGCCGAAGUGAACGUGGCCAAAGCCGAAUUGGGCGUGGCCAAGGCCAAAGUGAAGGUGGCCGAAGCCAAACUGGGCGUGGCUGAAGCUAAUGUGGAAACGGCUACAAAUGAUGGAGACCGAGCCCGAGCCGAAGCAAGUGUGGCCAAUGCCAAAUUGAAGGUGGCCGAAGCCAAACUGGGCGUGGCUGAAGCUAAUGUGGAAGCGGCUACAAAUGAUGGAGACCGAGCCCGAGCCGAAUCAAGUGUGGCCAAAGCCGAAGUGAACGUGGCCAAAGCCGAACUGAACGUGGCCAAAGCCGAAGUGAGCGUGGCCGAUGCCAAAGUGAGCGAGGCCAAAUUCGAACUGGGCGUGGCCAAAGCCAAAGUGGAAGCGGCUACAAAUCAUGGAGACCGAGCCCAAGCCGAGGCGGGCGUGGCCGAUGCCGAACUGAACGUUGCCGAUGCCAAAGUGAACGUUGCCGAUGCCAAAGUGAACGUGGCCAAAGCCGAAGUGAACUUGGUCAUCUCGCGUCCACAUUCCGCAGAGCUGAACCAUGUCUUUGAAUCGUACUUGCAGACCUUGAAAGACGAAGUAGUCCGUGCUUCCCAGGCGCGGAAUAACGCUGCAAGCAAAACGAACUCACCCAUGGCGGCUGCAGUGAGCCCUCGCCCCCAGCAAUCCUCUGGCGUGUUGGUGGUGCCAGCAAGUGCGGUCGUGUCCGGGGCUUCAGGGGACGGGUAUCUAGACUAUUACAAGCAAGUGACCCGGAAGGGUCGAUACAAAACAGCCGACGAGUCAGAGGUGGCCCCGUUCCGUUCGGAGCUCACGUCGGAGCAGGAAACCAUGGCCGACAGCAUUCCAAAGGGCCAGCGCACUUUGGAAGCAGAUCUCCAAAAAGCCUGGGUUGACUUUCUCCAGAAGCAGACAAAGAAUAUCCCAUGUCGCGUUUGUAGCUCUCCCAAUGUUGCAACUCUGGGCCAGUUCAAGCCCGACAUUGUGUUGGGGGCAAGAGAACCUUACAGGAAUGGAAACAUUGCCUGCAUUUUGGAGCUCAAGCGCAACGCGAAAGACUUUUCAUUUUCGGCUCUUGGCCAACUCUUUUCUUAUUUGAAUACAUUGUUGGAGCUGUCUCCAACUCGACACUUCUGCUUUGGCGCGUUGGUGAACUGUUUCGACUUCCACAUCAUCCGGGCAUAUCGAUGCAGCGGAACCGGCUUCAUUCACUUCGAGACCAUAAUACAGGGCCAUUUGAGGUCGGGCGCGCCCCUUGUCCGACUGCUGACCAUGGAACCUCGUGAGCUUGGUUUCGUGGACUUGCGCGUGACCAUUCCUGACAACGAUGAGCGGCUGUUGUAUUGCCAUCCACACUGCUUUCUCGGCGAGGGCAGGCACUGCAAGGCGUACAAAGGCUACUUUCAUGACAAGCCGGUCGUCUUCAAGAUUUUCCAGAACGAAGCCGCCAUGAAGCAGGAGCGUGACAUGCUUAUCAAGCUGGAUUUGGCUAAGGUUGAAAAUGUGCCUGUCCUCAAGGGUUACUCGAAAGGGCACCCCUACUGCUGCGUCGUGACCCCUGUAGGCGAGAAAUUUGCCACGCCUCCCACAAGACACGAGCUAUCAAUGCUUUUGGAUGUGCUCAAGGCCGCGCACAAGGCCGGGCUUGUUCAUCGUGACCCGCUUCCCCGCAACUAUUUUCGAGUGGGUUCAAAAAUCCUGUUCAACGACUGGGGGUCGGCUGAAGAGAUUCGCACAGGCCAGCCAGUUGUACCCACUGGCUGGCCUUGUGAGCAAGCAGAUGACAUGAUUGACGAGAGUGCGGUGGUGCCCCAGUUCCGACAUGACCUGGAAAUGUUUGCAAAGGGCAUCUUCUUGCGAAUGGUGCAAAAGGGCGGCUGGCCAAAUGACCUGCAUAGCACUAAUUGUUGGGAUGAGGGUCAGUUGGGAUCUAUCUGGCGACCUGUCUUGAACGCUGCUCGCUCGCUACCCGAUUUCCUUACCGGAGAAGGCUCACCCGAAGAUUUUGUGCAAAACCACGAUGAGACAUACGAGAACUUCAGAAACACGCUCUUGAAGUCCUAUGAUUGCCUGCUCUCUAAUGGGCCCGUUUUGUUUUGA
Molecule: messenger RNA, 2478 nt
Organism: Monosiga brevicollis MX1
Lineage: Eukaryota; Choanoflagellata; Craspedida; Salpingoecidae
Exons: 3
Coding region: 1-2478 (825 amino acids)
Biological process (GO): protein dephosphorylation
Cellular component (GO): nucleus
Molecular function (GO): protein serine/threonine phosphatase activity
Source: RefSeq, a predicted model, not a curated record